AUGAGCCGGCUUUUAGCUAAGUGGUUGCGGUCUGACGGCCAGGGCCCUCACUACUGUACGCUAUGCAAGCAGAGCUUCCCCACCGCCGCUACUCUCGACCAACACCGGCGCGACAAGUGGCGAUGCUCUCAGGCCACUGAAUCUGCUGUGCUGGCAGCGAAUGCUGCACAUACUGCCCAUGCCGCUGACGCUGCUGCACACUCUGCCGUUGCUGCACGGUCUGCCAUUGCUGCGCGUUCAGCAAUACUCUCUGUCUCUGCUCCUACCGCUCGUGCCUUUGCCGCUCCAGACUGUUCCGAAACUGCUAGAACGACCCACGCUGCUGCCGGGUCAGUGAAUUCGACAGCAGCAGUUGCGGCUGCUGCAGCACUGGCGGCGGUGGCUGCACUGGCAGCAGGGAGAGGAGGAAGAGGAGGAGGAGGGGUGGGUGGAGGCGGAAGGGAGGAGGGAGGGGGAGGGGGAGGGAGAGGGAGAGGAGGAGGGGGAAGGGGAGGGGGAGGGGGAGGGGAAGCAUCAGCACUCUCAAUAGCAGCAUUUGCAGCUGCUACAGCUGCUGCGGCGGCGGCUGCUAGAAGGGUAGGCGAGCAGGCAGGGGGGGGCAUGGGAGAAGUGAGAGGGGAGGGGUUCGGAAAGGUGUGGAGAGGGUUAGAAGGGGCGAGGUUUGGGAGAGGGUGGGAAGGAUUGGGAGAGGAGAGGCAGGCGGUAGGUAGGAGUGACUCCAGAGGCAGUGAUUCCUUCUGGCACCAACUCUCAGCAAGAGAACACUCAGGAGCAGGAGCAAAUGUGAAUAUAAAGCGAGAAUGCGACUCUGCCCGCCUACCUGCCCCCAGCACUGGGAUUGCAGCUGGCAGGGAAGAAGACCAAACGAGCUCUGCAAGUGCUGCUUCUCCUCCAAGUCUCACCACUCAACCACCUGUAUCAUCGCUCAACGCUCUUAACACACUCACGUUAUCACUGCUGGAUGCCGAAUCGCUCAUCCCCAGGCUUCCUUCUGUCACACCCUCCACCAUCCUUGCCGCCCAUCUCCUCUCUUUGGCGUCACACCAGACAACUGCUGCCGUCCGGCGCCUCCAACAGCCAGCAGCAGGAUCCGAGACAUCACAAAUCACAGCUGCUGCUAUUCAGCAAUACAAACAGCUAUUAGCAGCUGCUGCUACUGAGCGCCAAAUCCCUUCCAUAUCUUCUCCUUCCACACAUUCCCCCCACACAGCCCUUCGCUUUGACCUCCUGCGAUCUCUACUAGAUCUAAACGCAUCUCGUCCGUCCCUUUCUUCCGAACCUUCACACACUGCAGGUUCGGAACGGCACGUUCCGACCCAGAUGCCUUCUGAACCUGAUCAUAACUUGGCACAAAGAAGCAUUCCGGACUUACAGCUGCGGGGGCAGGAGAUUUCCCAGGCUGUUCUGCUGGCGCUUCUGGCGCAGGUGAAGUCUCAGGAGAUUUCCCAGGGCCGUGAGGCCUCUCAUGAGAAGCACAACCAGCAGCAGCAGCAGCAGCAGCAGCAGCAGCAGCAGCAGCAGCAGCAGCAACAACAAGAACAACAAAUUCAGCAGCAUGUGAAGCAGCAUCACAUGGGUCCUUCUAUUGGUCAUGCUAUGGGAUGUCCUAUGGGACACCCUUUGGGUGAUCCCACACAGUUGCCCAAUGAGUCACAGCGAGCUGCCCUGAGGAGAAGUGCGAGUGUGGGGGGAGAGGACCAGAAUUAUGACCGUGCUGGUAUGAUUGGUGAUUCAGAUGAUGCAUCUGCGGGAGAGCAGCAUAAGCUGGGCCCUUCUAUUGGUUAUCUUAUGGGUUAUCGUCUGGUUGAUCCCUCACAUAUGCACGAGGAGUCACAGGAAGCUGCCCUGAGGAGAGGUGCACGUGUGGGGGGAGGGGACUGUAGGGAUGGCCGUGCCGAUGUGUCUGCUGCGGCUGCUACGAGUGAUGCUGGUAUGGAUGAUAUGGGUGGUGUGGGUGGCAUGGAUGGUCGGGAUGGUGGGGAUUGGGUGGAUGGUGGGGAUGGUGUGGCUGGUACACAUGCUAUGGAGGCUCGUGUUGGCAUGGCUGGUCGUUCUGCUAUGGCUGCUGUGGUAGGUGCAGGUGGCUCUGGGCGAGUGAGCACGGGAGCUAAUGUGGGAAGCGGUAGUGUGGGGAGCGGUGGAGUGGGAAGCGGUGGUGUUGGGAGUGGUGGAGUGGGGAGCGGAGGUGUGGGGAGUGGAGGCGUGGGCAGCGGUGGUGUGCAAAGGGAUCGAGUGGCGAUCAACUUAAAGUGGGGCAGGAGUGUCACUAAUGGGAGUGACAGCAUUGAAUGGCGGGAUGCUGUUCUUGAGGGUAGAGCCCUUGAGGGUGGAGCUUCGGCGGGUGCAGCUUCGGGGAGUGCAGCUUCGGGAAUUGGAGCUUCGGGGAGUGGAUUCCUGGGAGGUGGAGCUGUAGAUGGGGGGCCUUUGCAGUCCGGCGCUGCUGCUGGCGCAGGCAGCAGCCCUCACGGAUGGCACACGGCCCCGUCCGGGCCGUCCCCCAGGAAACGCCCCAGGGAUAUUGCAGGCAUGUCGGACGACCGGCUAGGUGCGGUUCCCUUGGGGGGGAGUGCCACAGGGUUUGUUCCCACUGCUCGUGCUGCCACAGUGAAGCAGGAGGGGACGGUGGCAGGGGCAGGGCUAUGGGAGAGUGGAUCAAGCCAGCAGCACCCGGCGCCUGCACCGCUGUCCCCCUUAAUUCCAUCUGCACACCCUGCUGGUGGUGGUGCAGCGGAAGGGAAACAGGAGCAGGAGGAGGCAGCAGCAGGGCUAAGAGAGAGUGGACUGAUCCAGCAGCACCAGGCACAAGCGCCACUGCCCUCCUUGCUUCGUCCACAGGCACAGGCACAGGCACAGGCACAGGCACAGGUUCAAUUGACAGGCCCUAGCAGUGCUGGCACUCGUGCGGGUGCAGAAAUGCAGCAGGAGCAGGGGGGUUCAGGGGAAAGCCCACGGGGCAUUGGAAAUUUCCAGCAGCAGCAGCAGAAGCCGAUGUCGCCCCCAACCAUUGAGAGCAGGAGAGGUCAGUGGAACCCAGUGGCGCUCUUGUCCCCUGAGAGUGCUAAGAGUCACCACUGGCAGCAACAACUUUCUUUUUCCCCUAAGAGUGGGAAUUAUUACCAGCAGCACCAGCCGUCACGUUCUCCUGAAAGUGAGUGUGAAAAGGGCUUCCGGUACCAGCCGUCGUUCUCGCCUGACUUGAGCUCUUUCCAGCGCAUCUCCCUCGUCAGCCCGCCUCGCUCCUCCGCCAUUCCCCCUCCCCCCUCCAGUUCUCCCCCUUCCAACACUCCUCACCCGAACGUGCUACCCCCUUCCACCAUGCCUCCCACUUCCGCCAUGUCUCCCCCUUCCACCAUGCCUCCUGGCUCCCUUGUGCCUCCUCCCUCUGACGUCCCUCCUCUGUCUGACAUCCCACCUGCCCCCAACAUCCUUUCAGCCAAUAGCACAAGCUCUCCUUUGCUAGAGCCUCCGCAUUUCCAGCCCCCACCAACUCUUCCUCCUUCUCUUCCUCAUCCUCCUCCUCUUCGUCACAGUUCCCCUUCACAUAUUUUCACACCAGUCCAUUGGCCCCCUUUCACCCCUCAUCGCCCUUCUAAUUUCAAUGUAAAGCAAGAACCAGUACGGGAUGUGCUUAUAAUGGGGACAGAUGCAGUACCAGUGAGUCUGAAAGAAGGAAACCAUUUGGGGGUUCGUUCUUUAGGGGGCGUUAUGUCAGAGGCUUCUGUUGCUGGCGCCAGAAGCAAAAACGCGGGCACAGAAGCAGCGCCAGCAGGCGCAGCAAGUGCUGCAGGAGCAGCAGGAGAAGAAUGGAAGAACACAGGAGCCGCUGCAGGAGGUCCAGGGGCACUUGCAAGAGCAGCAGCAGAUUCAGCAGCAGUAGCUGUGGGACGAAACGCAGAAGCAGGGGUGGGUGACACAGCCAAGGAAGGGCGUUCUCCACUCCAAGACUACAGGUUGUCGGACUUUAGCGAGUCUCACUCUACAUCGGUGCUGCUUUGGGGCGUGGAUCUCAGCCGUGAUACCUAA
Closterium sp. NIES-65 is the source of this 4023-nucleotide messenger RNA. The record is from the annotation of a GenBank genome assembly. Lineage: Eukaryota; Viridiplantae; Streptophyta; Zygnematophyceae; Desmidiales; Closteriaceae.